AUGACUGUCGUCUUUGUACACGUGAACGUCAAGAAUAUCAGCAUCACCUCCGAGUCUGUGCCCAUGUCUGCUUUUGCACCUGAGGGUGACCCAUUCAAGAACAUCUAUGACGCCAAACCGCUGGGGUCCUACAACUUCCAACAGGACAAAAAUAUGCCCUACUCCCUCGAUCUCAAACCUGGUGACAUAGUGGUCACUCAAUGCCUCUUGGAGAAGUUCACUGAAACCGGCACUAACCUAAACCGUGCUGCGUUCAAACUCAUCGGUGUCACUUACCUUGGCAACGGUCCUACACCCAAGAACGACAUUGCGACCCUCACUGCAUCUCCUUCAAAACGGGCUCUCUGUUUCCGCGAUGCGAAGCACGCACUCUAG
This is a messenger RNA of Cantharellus anzutake, 375 nucleotides long. RefSeq lists its product as uncharacterized. The record is from RefSeq and is a predicted model, not a curated record. Bases 1 to 375 code for a protein of 124 amino acids. NCBI's taxonomy places the organism in Eukaryota, Fungi, Basidiomycota, Agaricomycetes, Cantharellales, Hydnaceae. The transcript is spliced from 3 exons.